CCGCUAAUAAACACCAAAGAAGAAGAGACGUAAACAUGGCGGCUGCGAGCGUGAAAGAGUUGAUCGGACAGAACGAGCAGGCAGAGACGGCGUGCGACCCGCAAAUAAACCAAAAGAAAAAGCAGAAGAAGAAUAACGUGGCGGUUACGGACGUGGAGGAUUCAAUCGAACAGAACGAGCAGCUGGAGAUAGUAUGUGACUCGCCAAUGAACCCACAGAAGAAGAAGGAGCAGGAGGAGGAGGACAUGCAGCUGUCGGAUUUAAUCGAGACGUUUCGCAGCAUUUCCGAAAGCGAAAAACACUGGGAGUGCAGGAGGGACUUUAUAUUCCGAAACUACGACGAUUACGAAGACCCUCACGUGGAUCAGCUGCUCGCGCUGUCUAUGGUUUGGGCGAACCACGUGUUCCUGGGCUGCAGGUAUGAUGAAGUGCUGCUGGAGAAGGUGAAGGAGAUGGCCGAGGGAAUCGUGGUGGAGGACGCUCCUGUUUUUAAAACCAGAGAUGAGCUGAUCAAACAGAAGAGGUGAUGCCUGCGCCCUGACGAGGAGCUGAUGAAGAGCCGACCAGCUUGUUGAUCCCUAGCUGUACAUAUGACCUGCUUUUUGAUAUUGCUUUUUUUUUUAUUACCGUGCACAUUUCGAUAAUUGGCCACAAUAAAAAACAAACGCCUUCCCUUCGCUCCAAGUCUGAAAAA
This is a messenger RNA of Puntigrus tetrazona (Sumatra barb), 694 nucleotides long. It is a transcript of the gene xtbd1, whose product is annotated as CDKN2A interacting protein N-terminal like. The transcript has 3 exons. Lineage: Eukaryota; Metazoa; Chordata; Actinopteri; Cypriniformes; Cyprinidae. The coding region runs from base 36 to 527 and encodes 163 amino acids. The record is from RefSeq and is a predicted model, not a curated record.